AUGUGCGCAGCCUACUACACGAGGCGCCAGGGGCCGUCAGGGGCUUUUCCGCAGUCUCAGAACGGCGGGGGAGAAAGGAACUUUGUGAAUCAGCUGGGUGGAGGGCAGCCAAUGGGUCCGCAGGGCGGCGUUCCCACGCCGUAUGGCGGCUAUCCGCCUCAGCAGCGCGGCCAGCACUUCAAUCAUCCGCACAAUCACAACAUGGCUGCCUCUCAGCCGAAUCCGGCACACGUCGCUGACCCCAUCCAAGACGGCGACGAAGGCUGGAAAAGUAAAGUCGUCCUGCCUCCGAAGGACAACCGAGUGAAAACUGAGGAUGUGACGCGGACCAAGGGGACGGAUUUCGAGGAGUAUUUCUUGAGACGCGAACUGUUGAUGGGGAUCUUCGAGAAGGGCUUCGAAAAGCCGUCGCCGAUUCAAGAGGAGUCCAUUCCGAUCGCUCUCGCGGGGAAAAACAUCCUCGCGCGAGCAAAGAACGGCACGGGCAAGACGGCGGCCUUCUCCAUUCCUCUCCUUGAGAAGUGUCAAACUUCCAAGCGGCACAUCCAGGGCUUGAUUCUUGUGCCGACGCGCGAGUUGGCGCUGCAGACGAGCGCAGUCGUCAAGGAGAUUGGGAAGCACAUGAACGUCCAGUGCAUGGUUUCGACAGGCGGGACGAGUCUGCGCGACGACAUCAUGAGGCUCUACAACCCGGUGCAUGUCCUCUGCGGCACGCCGGGGAGGAUUUUGGAUCUUGCCAACAAAGGCGUCGCGGAUCUGAGCAAUUGCCACAUGGUGGUCAUGGACGAGGCAGACAAGCUUCUGUCUGCGGAGUUCCAGCCGAUCGUCGAGGAGCUCAUCAAGUUCAUUCCGCACGAAAAGCAGAUCCUCAUGUACUCCGCCACCUUCCCCGUGACUGUCAAGGACUUCAAGAACAAGUACCUGCCCGACGCGCACGAAAUCAACCUCAUGGAGGAACUCACGCUCAAGGGCUUGACGCAGUACUACGCCUUCGUCGAAGAGCGCCAAAAGGUUCACUGCCUCAACACCCUCUUCUCCAAGCUGCAAAUCAACCAGGCGAUCAUCUUCUGCAACAGCGUGACCCGCGUGGAGCUCUUGGCUAAGAAGAUCACCGAGUUGGGGUACUCGUGCUUUUACAUUCACGCGCGCAUGAUGCAGUCUCAUCGAAACCGCGUUUUCCACGACUUCCGGAACGGAGCUUGCCGCUGCCUCGUCUCCUCCGAUCUUUUCACCCGCGGAAUCGAUAUCCAGUCCGUCAACGUCGUCAUCAACUUUGAUUUCCCGAAGAACUCCGAGACCUAUCUGCAUCGCAUUGGGCGUUCUGGACGCUUUGGGCAUCUCGGACUGGCGAUCAACCUCAUCACCUACGACGAUAGAUUCAAUCUCUACCGCAUUGAGAGUGAACUGGGUACGGAGAUUCAGCCGAUUCCCAGCCAGAUCGAUGAAGCGAUUUACACCUAA
Messenger RNA from Besnoitia besnoiti, 1461 nucleotides. Its product is annotated as DEAD (Asp-Glu-Ala-Asp) box polypeptide DDX6. The transcript is spliced from 5 exons. The record is from RefSeq and is a predicted model, not a curated record. NCBI's taxonomy places the organism in Eukaryota, Apicomplexa, Conoidasida, Eucoccidiorida, Sarcocystidae. Gene Ontology annotation, biological process: P-body assembly; cytoplasmic stress granule assembly. Gene Ontology annotation, cellular component: cytoplasmic stress granule; P-body. Gene Ontology annotation, molecular function: mRNA binding; RNA helicase activity; ATP binding. The coding region runs from base 1 to 1461 and encodes 486 amino acids.